Molecule: messenger RNA, 3535 nt
Organism: Folsomia candida
Lineage: Eukaryota; Metazoa; Arthropoda; Collembola; Entomobryomorpha; Isotomidae
Gene: Pdcd4
Product: programmed cell death protein 4
Exons: 10
Coding region: 409-1815 (468 amino acids)
Biological process (GO): negative regulation of DNA-templated transcription
Cellular component (GO): cytosol; nucleus
Source: RefSeq, a predicted model, not a curated record
CCUCUUUUUUCUCGCCAGCAGCCACUCUUCUUCUCUUCAGUCUAUUCUGCGUCGUCCGGUGAAAAGCAACUCUUGUCUGGUGUGUCCAUCUCGUCCUUUUUUGCAAUCCCCUCUUUUCGUCCCCCGUGGCAGUGAAGCCCUCUUCUAAACUCGGGUGACUAAUUGAUGUACCAUUGACUGAAAUUUAAUUAUUUGGGCGUCCGUCACCAGGGGCUGCUCGGAGGAAAGUACAAAAGGUGUGUGUGUGUAGACAGUAGUAUAUUUGUAAGUUGGGAGUGGUGUGUUAUCAUCGUCGUAGGGAACAAGAUCAAGUCAGACAGAAUCAUCAGCAAUAAAACGCAGGUCAUUAUCAUCAUCAUUGCAAAAUUAGUUGUAGUACAAGAAGAAUAAUCAAGAAUCGCUGAUACAAUGGAAAACGGAGCAAAGUUCAUGAAUGGGGAUUUAAGGAAGAACUCCUUGGACGAGGAGCCCACUGUGCCGGUGCUAGUAAAUGGCGAGGGAGAGGAGAUCGAUGGAGAAGGUGAUGAAGGAUCCAAGAGCCCCAGUGGCGUUGGUGGGGCGGCCGCCGUCAUGCAGGACUCACCUGCGGAUCGUAUCAAACGUAAGGCCAGGCGAUUGACAAAAGGCUUGUCGAAGGAAGUUUUGAAUGGGACUGCUCCCCUUCCUGUGUCUCGAUACUUGAAAAAUUCACGCAAGCCGCGCAACGGGUUUGGACGUGGACUUCCCAAAAAAGGCGGUGCUGGUGGCAAGCACACGUGGGGUGCAUAUGGCUCAGAAGGGUCUGACGGUGCGGCUCUUGAUUAUAAGGAUCCCAACUACGACUCGGAAUCGUUGGAUAACGGAGAUAUUCAUUUGGAGGCUAUCAUUCCGGAGAUGUCUGAUGAUGAAAUUCAAAAAAACGUUGAAUCUACGAUUCUGGAGUAUUUUGAGGUGGGAGAUACCGGUGAAGUAUUUUCGGCUCUUUCCGAUCUGAACUUUGGUCAGAAAAAGUAUCAGAUUGUUGUAAUUGCUGUCGAGGCAGCCAUGGAUCAUAAGCCUUCGCACCGCGAACUGACCUCGGUACUGAUCUCUGAAUUGGCUGAUGAUGAACUUGGCAUUGGGCAAGAGGACGUUGCCAAAGCAUUUGAUGUGCUUUUGCAAAACCUGCCCGACUUGGUUUUGGAUGCCCCAGAUGCUGCAACAAUUCUUGGGAAUUUUAUCGCUCGGGCUGUUGCUGAUGACUGCAUCUCUGCCGGUUUUGUUCAUUCCAGGAAAGAUGUAAUGGAGAAUGAGCACGCAAAGGCCGCCGUGACUCACGCUGAAGUCUUACUUUUGGAUAAGAUUGCCAUGCUUCGUCUGCACAAUGUCUGGGGAGUUGGUGGUGGGGCUCAGCCGGUCAAAGCGUUGUCCAAGCGGAUUCAUAUGCUUCUUAAAGAGUUUCUCUCUUCAAAUGAUGCCACGGAAGCGGCUCGUUGUCUCAGCGAGCUCGAAGUACCGCAUUACCAUCAUGAACUUGUUUACGAAGCGAUUGUGAUGGCCCUCGAGUCAAUGUUGGAAACUAAUGAGGACAGUAUUUGUCGAUUGCUAAAGUCGCUGUACACGUCAUGCCUAGUGACUCCCGAUCAGAUGAAACAAGGAUUUCAGCGUGUUUUCGACGAUCUUCCGGAUAUCUGCAUUGAUGUCCCAUUGGUGUAUUCUCUUAUUGAGCGUUUCGCUAACAAGGCAUUGGCUGCAGAGAUCAUUACGAAGGAACUCGUGCUCGAAGUUCCAAUUCGUGGCCGAAAGCGUUUCGUCUCCGAAGGUGACGGUGGAAAAAUUAAAGAGGAAACUUUGUAACUGGACACGCACCCAUUCAUUCAAAAAGCUACCACCAUAUUACGGAAUUAACACCACCAUCUACACACACACCCGUUUUGAAUAUCUGUCCGGAAAUCACCACUACGACAUUUUUUUGAAUUGGCAAUAUUGUUUUAAAACACUUUACGUGUUACAACCAAAUUUGUUUGUUUUUUAGUUAAAUAGUAUAAUUGAUAUUGAUAUAUGUUGCCAAAUUCUUCAUGUCUGUAAUGUAAUGAACCAGUGAAAAUAUUGAAAUCCAACCCUUACCCACAAAACGCAUCCGGUCAUCUCUGUUGUUAUUAUUGUUAUAAUUGUUAUUGGUAGAUUAGAUCUUAGCCCUACUACCGCAUUAUUUUAUUCCAAGCAUUAAGUAUAUAUAUAACGUAUACAUAUAUUUAAUUGAAAUUAAGUAAUUAGUCAACUAGAAGACAACCGUCUUCACCAUGAACUACAACUACAUACUACUCCAUUCACACAAUGGGGGGCAAGUUUAUAGACUAGAAUCGAAUGCAAAAUGAUGUACCUUACUCUAAAAAAAAAUUUAAAUUCUAGUAGAUUUGAAAUAUUUAUUUUACUAGGUCUGCCUUGCUCGUUGUGGUGGAUGCGAGAUUUAUAUUAUUAUAAUUAUUAUUGGUUUAAUAACGACUCAACAUUAACGAUAAGACAUAGUAUAUAAUAUUUAAAUGAAUGACUAGUGGUGUUCCAGUCAGUAUUUUUCAAAACGAAUAUGGACACGUAUAUAACAGAAUCUUUUUUUUUUCUUUUCCUAAUACUUUAAAAAUCCCUUUUUUCAAGUGAAUUGUGCAAAAAUAUUAUAUGAAACGUUAACUACGGUGGUUAUUGAAAUUGUUGCAAUCUACUAAUGGCAAAGAAAAACUCUUUUCCCAAAAAAGAGCCAUAUUCCGCCAUUUUUCAGUUAAUUUUUAUCAAAGUAAUUUCUCUAGUUGAAAUGAUGAUGCCCUAUAUAACUCAUCGAUUUAAUUUUUUUUUUCAAAUUAAAGUAUUAAAAUAUAUGAAAAAAUUGGGUUAAGAAAAGAGAACUGAAAGAAACUUUAUAGUGAAUAUAAUCAUCAUACUUAGAAAAUUAUUAUACUACCCAAAAUAAUUAUAUAAUGAUAAAACACACACAAGUCGCAAUCUUGUACUGGUCUCCUUCUUCUUCAUCGCAACCAAAAUAUGAAAAAAGGACACCACAUAUUUUUAUGUUCUCUAUAAAAAAUAUAUAUAAAUAUAUAACGCCUAGCUAAAUUUAUAGUGAAAUUUCCCCUUGCUACUGCUGAACAAAACGAUACUUGUUUAAUUAAAAAAUUCCCUUCCUAUAUAACCACCAACCACCACUAAAUACCCGACAGACACACCCCGAACGGACCGACACACCUACAGGAUGGAUAAGAAAAGAAGCAAUUUUUCUGUCACCAAGCAUUAAAUUUUUGUACUUCGAUUAUUUCGUUUUUACUUGUUGUUAAAAAAACUAGGACCAACCAACCAAGUAAUUUUUAUUGAGUGUGUACUAAUUCUGAGCGAGCGAGUGACCUCACUCUGGCUUUCGAACGAAUUAGUACGUGCGGCGAUGACAGGAUGAUGACACAAAUAAACAAGAGCAAAAUGUCAAAAUUACCAUGUAAUAAUAUAUAAUACCAGGAAAAAAAUUGUAUGCAGUGAUGUUAACACAUUGCCUUUGGUUAAUAACAAAACACCAUUGUUUAAAAGUUAAAAA